Laccaria bicolor S238N-H82 is the source of this 726-nucleotide messenger RNA. RefSeq lists its product as uncharacterized. NCBI's taxonomy places the organism in Eukaryota, Fungi, Basidiomycota, Agaricomycetes, Agaricales, Hydnangiaceae. The transcript is spliced from 8 exons. The record is from RefSeq and is a predicted model, not a curated record. The coding region runs from base 1 to 726 and encodes 241 amino acids.
AUGGACCAAUGCUGGCCUACGAAAAUCUCAGACAAUCCUGGGGGGCUCGAAAGGUACCAGCGGUAUAUCUCUGUCUCUGUCAUUUGCGCGGCCACAUCCCUAUCACUUCCCACUUCCUCUCACUUGAGUCGCUGCAGCGCAAUCGCUGGGAGUGUCAUUUCUUCGUCAAAUUUAUUCUCAGCUAUGAUCUGGCAUGUGUCAAACUCAGCCACAACCGCCCAAGCUAUCGUAAAUGAAGUUAUGUUUGCCUAUGGAUCAGGACCUUUAGAAGGGUUGGAGGUAGAGGACUCUCUCAAAUUUUCUCCAAACGUAGCUAUUCAGUCUCAAUCGAUCGGUGCUGCAUUAUAUAUAAGUCUCAAGUUAUCCAAAAUGUUUUGGUUUGAUAGCGCCCUUCAGUCUCAAGGGUUCGACGGUGUAGAUGGCAUUCUCGGCAUCGGCCCAGUUGACCUGACAGUUGGUGGAACCGAUAGCUCCAAGUACACAGAUGAUUAUUCUCUCAACACCGGCCGGUACCGUCGACACUGCACGUCCUUAUACGUGUCGGCUUUCAACACAGGAACUACCCUGAUCCUGAUCGCCAGUGACCCCUUCAGCAGAUACAUGUCAGCCGCCGGUGCCGUUCGACAAGACCACUGGUCUCCUUCACAUCACCUUGUCUCCUUCGCAUCACCCCCGAGUUUUUCCGCAGCUCGUAGCGCAAUUCAUAGCUCACGAAGUCCCAAGUAG